AUGGCUGAGAUUUAUAACACGGAUCGCUUCGCUGAGCUCUACUAUCCAUCCAACACAGCCGAUCUCUUGCAUCUAGGCCUGGCCGCGAGAUUCGUCGCGGCCUUGUUCGAAUCAAAUCAUGUCACUUACGCCUUUAUCGGAGGAUGGGCCGUGUAUUUGCGGGGUGGUCGCCGCCGCACCCAGGAUAUCGACAUCACAGUUGCCACGUCGAUGGACCAUUUGAAACAGAUUUUGACUGUCCAACCCCGUAUUCAUUUCCCGGCUAUCCAUGGCCGAACCGCCGUUCAAAUAUUCAUUGACACCGGCCGCAGUGUCGACGGGGAGUUUCCCCACGUUCCUGAUUUAGCGGUCAGUAUGGAUAUUGUUAUUAGUGGAAACCUGGGCACACCAGAGGAUCUACAAUCUUCACGCGAACCUAUAAAUCCUCAAAGACCAACUCCAUUGGGAUCACCUGUCCUAGUUCUAGGCUUGGUCUUCCAGAUAUACGCAAAACUAUAUGCGUUCUCCAGGCGUGGAGAACAAGACAGUAAAGAUUUCAUGGACUUGGAAUUCCUCCUCACACAAUAUGCGGCUCAAAUACCAACAUUCCGAGACUGCUUUGAUAUCCAACAUCGGCAGUACUUCUGGAUGCAAUAUGCCUCGAAAUAUGCGACUUUCCCAGAUCAAGUAGAGAACAUGAGAGUUCUUCUUGGUCUUUGA
This is a messenger RNA of Penicillium malachiteum, 699 nucleotides long. RefSeq lists its product as uncharacterized. The transcript has 3 exons. The record is from RefSeq and is a predicted model, not a curated record. The coding region runs from base 1 to 699 and encodes 232 amino acids. Lineage: Eukaryota; Fungi; Ascomycota; Eurotiomycetes; Eurotiales; Aspergillaceae.